AUGGUCACAUAUACAAACCUCCAACUUGUUGAACAAUGCGACAAAUUUCCGUACGCGCAAACGCGACCCGACGAGUACGCGGCAAAGGUCUCGGGGUAUUACAAGUUCCAUGUAGAAGGGUGUGCCUCGGUGCUCGGCUUCAUGCUUCCGGCCACCGUCCAAGGAUUCCAAUGGCCGGAUUUCUGGAAAGUCGACCACCAACGCAAGACCGUGCUGCUCUGCGGUAAGACGCUGGACGAAAGGGAUCAACGCGUCGCCAAAACUCUCGCCGCAGAACGUCAACGCCGUCACUUCAAGAUUCUCAGCGGAUGGCGAGACGAGCUAUACCCAGUGUAUGGCCCGGACCGCAGCGUACUCGUCAAUAUGGAACGAGCGGCCGCCGCCUUGUUUGGCAUCGUGGCCUACGGAAUCCACCUGACUGGGUACGUUGUCGCAGAGAGUGGCCUCAAGAUCUGGGUGUCUCGCCGAGCCAGCAACAAGCAGACGUAUCCUGGUAUGCUGGAUAACACCGCCGGUGGUGGUAUGGCCAGCGGCGACAAACCAUUUGAGAGCAUCGUGCGGGAAGCGGCCGAGGAGGCCUCGUUUCCUAGGGAUUAUGUGCGGAAGAAUGCCAAGUGUGCUGGCACCGUUAGUUACUUUGACAUUCGGGACGAGCGAGCUGCUGCUGGCACAGAGGUUGGACUGCUGCAACCUGAAUGCAUUUACGUGUAUGAUCUUGAGGUCACUCGAGACUUUGUGCCGCGUCCAAAUGAUUUGGAAGCAGAAGAUUUUCGUCUCUGGGAUAUUCCUGAAUUGCAGGCUGCCUUGAGGAGGGGGGAGUUCAAGACAAAUUGUGCUCUGGUGCUGCUUGAUUUCUUCAUUCGUCAUGGCAUCAUUACACCUGAAGAAGAGGAGGACUACGUUGAGAUUGUCGCAAGACUUCAUAGAAAGCUAGAGUUUCCUUGUGCUUGA
Metarhizium brunneum ARSEF 3297 is the source of this 951-nucleotide messenger RNA. RefSeq lists its product as uncharacterized. Lineage: Eukaryota; Fungi; Ascomycota; Sordariomycetes; Hypocreales; Clavicipitaceae. The record is from RefSeq and is a predicted model, not a curated record. Gene Ontology annotation, molecular function: 8-oxo-dGDP phosphatase activity.